AUGGCGCCGUCCCUGCGGGCGGACGAGCCGCGCCUGGAUGCGCGCAGGGACAGGAAGACGAGGAAGCCGCUGGUGGAGAGGCGGCGGCGGGCGCGCAUUAACGAGAGCCUGCGGGAGCUGCGGCUGCUGCUGGCGGACGGCGAGCGGCUGCGGCGCGAGGCCAGCGAGCGCUUCGCCGCCGGCUACAUCCAGUGCAUGCACGAGGUGCACACCUUCGUGUCGGCCUGCCCCGCCAUCGAGGGCGCCACGGCGGCCGCGCUGCUCAACCACCUGCUCGAGGCCAUGCCGCUCCACGAGGGCGCGCUCCGGGAGCUGCUGGCCGAGAUGUGGCACCGCAUGUUCAGAGUAAAGCCCGUGCCACCACCACACGAGCCGGCGGUGACGCGCGCCUAA
Molecule: messenger RNA, 393 nt
Organism: Nothoprocta perdicaria
Lineage: Eukaryota; Metazoa; Chordata; Aves; Tinamiformes; Tinamidae
Product: transcription cofactor HES-6-like
Exons: 4
Coding region: 1-393 (130 amino acids)
Biological process (GO): anterior/posterior pattern specification; regulation of transcription by RNA polymerase II; regulation of neurogenesis
Cellular component (GO): nucleus
Molecular function (GO): RNA polymerase II cis-regulatory region sequence-specific DNA binding; protein dimerization activity; DNA-binding transcription factor activity, RNA polymerase II-specific
Source: RefSeq, a predicted model, not a curated record